Messenger RNA from Rotaria socialis, 1341 nucleotides. The record is from the annotation of a GenBank genome assembly. NCBI's taxonomy places the organism in Eukaryota, Metazoa, Rotifera, Eurotatoria, Philodinida, Philodinidae.
AUGGAUAAUGUAAUAAAUCUUAUUAAUCAUUUACUCAAUACAAAACAUUCAAUUGAUACUGUAGAUUCUAUUAUUGAUCGUUUACAAAUCUCGAAGGGCUAUCUUUUACAAUUACUAGACGAUUAUUCAUAUAAAGAUUAUUUUCAAUUAUUGAGACCAGCAAGUAAUCGUAACCAAGCUACUGAGAAAAUUGCUCUAACAUUAGAUCUCUUUUGUUGUACACAUUAUGCAAAUCAAUGUAAAAAUGAAUCGUGUCCAUUUUUGCAUUUAUGUCCGUAUAACAUAAGACCAAUGCAUCCUAAAUGUACGAAUAAAACUUGUCCAUAUGAUCAUGAAGUGUUAAAAAGUAUUCACAAUCGAAAAAUUAUUGAUGUACAUGGUCUCGCUUUUAUGCCGGCAAGUAUUCUACAUGAAUUAACUCGUGCAAGUGCCGAUCCACUUCGAUCGUUUUGGGUAUGUACCGAUCAUGGAAAAAAAGGUGGCUGCUCAAAAAAGUACUCUUGUGAAAAAUUUCAUUAUUGUUAUUUUGCGUUAAUUGAUGGUUGUACAAAACCAUAUUGUCAACACGCGAUAAAUGAUGCUUGUCUUUCGUAUUUUCGAAAAAAAGAAUUAAUUGAACAAAAUCAUGACGAUAUUUUGGAUGCAUUCAGAAAAGUUCUUCGACAACGAAAACCAGAUUUUAUUACUAAAGUCAGCACAUCUAAUAUUUCAUCUUCGAAUUCAAAAUUUUUAGUUUCAAAUGAUACUCAGCGUAAACCAGUAGCUAAUCAACAACGUGGUGCAGCUGCAUCUUCAACACGUUCCAUGCCAUCAGUAUCGGCAAAAGAAUUAGCUCCCUUUGAUCAGAUAUUUUCAUCGAAAUCUGAUACACCAGAACCAUUGCCUGAACAUGAUACAGACAUUCUUCUACUAGAAUGCCAUGAUACAAAUGAAUAUGAUGAUAUUGAACAUUAUUUAUCUAAUGAACUUGAAUGUCCAAUUAAAUUAAUCAUGUCUAAAAAUAUCUUAUCAGAAAGUAAAGAAAAACUAAGUUCAAAUCUUCGUACACAACCUAUUUAUUACUACUGUCCGACUAAAAAGCCUGCUGAUAUUUUUCGAUUGCUUCGUUGGCAAAAUACCGAAAAAAAACCAACUGAACCACUAAUUGUCUAUGCUAAUGUACGUGAUGCGCAUGAUGCAGCUGAACAAAAUUUUGAAAAUAAUCAAUUUUGCAUAUUUCGUAUACAUAUUUUCUAUGAUGAUAUUACGAAUGAAAGUGUAUCAUCUGGGUUUUGUCUUCGAUUGAGCGACCCAUCUACAAUGUGCUUUGACCGUAUGUGGGUUUAUGUAUACAAUCUUUAG